AUGUCCAUGCAAGGCCUGGUCUCAACCAGUGCUGCUUCGCACGACAGCCCCGAUGAUCCCGACCCCGACGUCGAUGAAGGAACGGAUCCCUCACUCUCCACCCAUCGAGCGACGUCCGAUCAUGAGGAAAGCCUGGAUGGGAUUGUCACGCGAAAGCUGUCAGCUGCAGCUCUGAAAGAUGUCAUCUACAACAAACUCCUCAGUGGCUGUCAAAACAUGUUCCAGUGGGUAGUCCUCCAGAUCGCUGAAAUUUAA
This is a messenger RNA of Aspergillus heteromorphus CBS 117.55, 255 nucleotides long. RefSeq lists its product as uncharacterized. The coding region runs from base 1 to 255 and encodes 84 amino acids. Lineage: Eukaryota; Fungi; Ascomycota; Eurotiomycetes; Eurotiales; Aspergillaceae. The record is from RefSeq and is a predicted model, not a curated record. The transcript is spliced from 2 exons.